AUGGAGAUGGGAGCAGCAAAGAUGGCGCUAGGAAUUUUGUGCAUUACAGCCUUAGCAUUGUUGAUGCUUUGGAUGUAUCGUCUUGUGCAGUAUCGUAAAGCUGUUCAGCGCUCUCAAGCACGUUGGUUAGGCUACGAACCUGCUCCUAUGCUUUCUGAGGAUGAAAUGGGACUAAAUUGGCCAAGUCUCAAGCCAUUUUUAUUGUCGCCAAUACCUGAAGAGAGACAUGAAAGUGGCCGCGAGUCCGAGAAUGAAUCAAUGCUUUCAGCACGUCGAGACUCAAGACGAUUAAGUGCCAUCUCUGUUCUUGCUUACGGGAGCUUCGAUCACCCUGUGGCCAAGACUGCUAAAAAACUAGGACGAGAAAUUCUUGAAAUAAGCAACAAACCUCAAAACUACCAAUAG
Molecule: messenger RNA, 405 nt
Organism: Plasmopara halstedii
Lineage: Eukaryota; Oomycota; Peronosporomycetes; Peronosporales; Peronosporaceae
Exons: 5
Coding region: 1-405 (134 amino acids)
Source: RefSeq, a predicted model, not a curated record